UUCUGAGUAUAUUAAUGCUGUUGUUCUGUUUUCAGUCUCAGGAUGUGAGUGUAGCGUCCUCUAGUGGGCAGCAGAGCUGCUCUGACUUUACCAUGGGGGUGACAUGGCCGUUGAUUGAAGAGUCUGAGAGGAGUCUGCAGAUCCAGAGCUUCCAGCUGCACAUGUACUACAAGGCCCUGAAGGAGAAAACCCAGACAGAGGUGGUCUGGAAUCAGUGCCAGAAGAACAAGCUGAGAGACAUCGGGAAGGAGGACAAAAUUAAACCAAUCAGGGAGAAGCAGAAGGGCCUUCUUUUGAAACUCCAGCAGGAGAAGGCUGAAAUCAGGCAGCUUCUGGAGAUCAAUAAAUCUACCAGACGAGACAAACAGCAGCUCCUGAAGCAGCAGGACAUCAUUCAGAGGAUGAGACGCUCCACAUUCAGACUGAAGGAGCUUCUGAAGUGUGCUGGGGCUGAAACACCUGUCAUUAUCAUCUCCAUAGGCAGGGAGAUUGCUGACGAGUAUCGUGUAACCUGGCUCGUCCCCACCCUCGAUGAGGUCCAAGAUGAUGGUGUCUUCUGCACAUUUGGUAACGGUGGAUCAGGUGACUUUGUGACACAGGAGUUGUACGACAAACCUUUUGAGCCAGAGUUCCACUCCAGGUGUGACCACUUCAGGCUGCUUCUCUGUGUCCUUGGAGAAAACAUUUAA
Thalassophryne amazonica is the source of this 689-nucleotide messenger RNA. Its product is annotated as centrosome-associated protein 350-like. The transcript is spliced from 4 exons. NCBI's taxonomy places the organism in Eukaryota, Metazoa, Chordata, Actinopteri, Batrachoidiformes, Batrachoididae. Gene Ontology annotation, molecular function: microtubule binding. Gene Ontology annotation, cellular component: centrosome. Bases 15 to 689 code for a protein of 224 amino acids. Gene Ontology annotation, biological process: microtubule anchoring. The record is from RefSeq and is a predicted model, not a curated record.